AUGAGCACAAAUACGACAGAGCAGCGAAGAGCAGAGAUCGCCGCAAAGAAGGCAAGGCUUGCAGAGAUCAAGCGCCGGAACCAGGAGCGGCAGCAAUCUCUCUCAAUCCAGAGACGGAGCACAGAGCUUAAUGAGGUUACAGCGCCUCUCCCCCGGUCCUAUGCCGACAGACGAAGCUUAGAGGAUCUGGUAAAUGUCCUCAUAGGCGACCGCCCGUCCUCGACGGGGCCUGGCGCAAUGAAGAGCAGCAGGUCAAACUCAGUCAUGUCUGGUGCAGAUAGCAAUUUUUCGGACUCGGCUUCUCCCACAAUAAUGUCACCAGGUGUUGCAAUGACCCCCGACUCUACGCCUACGCCAAAUCAAUUGAAUUUGCAGCAUAUGUCCAUAGCGCCCCUUACAAUCACCUACGACGCGCCACCGUCCCCUGUACGCGAGGUCGUGACCUACAGCAAGGAGGUUCAAACUUCGGAGGCUUGGACUGGGCCUGACGAUGAGGAGGGAGAUGAUGGCUUUGAGAGUAGAUCGCGAAGGACGGACGAGGAGCUACGGGAACAGAUACGCAAAGAGAUAGAAGAGGAGUUGAGAGAACUUCAUGCCGACGAACAACAGCAAAACGGAAAUUCCGGGUUGGAUUCAAAUGGGGGCUUCUUUGCAAGGGAGUUGACGGAUGAAGAAAGGGCAGCAAUUACAGCCUCGGAGGAUUUUGUAGACUUCAUCGAGAGGUCCUCGAAGGUCGUAGAAAGAGCAUUAGAUAUGGAAUACGACGUACUGGCGGACUAUGGGUUGGGUAUGAACGCUGAGGACGAGGAACAAAGUGGAAGAAAAAUCAAAGAGAUCGCGCAAUUCUACGACGAGCGGUGGUCAAAAAAAAGGAUGAUAAGUGAUAUUAAUUACUCACCGAAGUUUCCGGAGUUACUUCUAGCAUCGUAUACAAAGAAUCCUUCUGCACCACACGACCCUGAUGGUUUGGUUCUGGUCUGGAACAUGCAUAUGCACGACAGACCGGAAUACGUCUUCCAUGCACAGAGCGAUGUCCUUACUGCGCGCGGGCAGGUUCUCCUAUGGGACACCCGUGCCAAGUCUCAACCUGUUUUGAAAACCCCCCUAACAGGUUCUGGCCACACGCACCCGGUCUACUCCGUCUCAGUAAUCGGAACCCAAAACGCAAACAACAUUCUCAGCUGUUCAACAGACGGCGUUGUCUGUGGCUGGACAGUGGACAUGUUAGCGCAGCCGCAGGAACUCCUAGAACUGAUCACACCCCCUCCCUCCAAAACUGACGACCUCAGCCCGACCUGCAUGGCAUUCCCCCACUCAGACCCCACCUACUUCCUCGUCGGCACCGAGGAAGGCACAAUCUACCCCUGCCACCGCUACGACCGCGCCGGCGCCAAGGCCGGCGUCGAACCCCGAAUCUCCUACAAAGGCCAUGCAGGCCCCGUCAUGUCCGUCGACUUCCACCCCGUCCGCGGCCCCGUCGACCUCGGCGACCUCGUUCUCAGCAGCUCCGUCGACUGGAGCGUCAAGCUGUGGAAAGCGCGCCCCCCCGCCGCCACCACCUCCAGCGCAUCGGGAUCGCCGCAGAUUGCGACGCCGAUCUUGGAGUUUAGUAGGGAGGACGUGGUGUACGAUGCUGCGUGGAGCCCGGUGAAGCCCGGCAUGUUUGGGCUCGUCGAUGGCGCGGGCCAGCUGGAGAUCUGGGAUAUCACGGUGGACACGGAGGUGCCCGUGGCGAAGGCGCAGCCGAGCUCGAGGGUGGGCGCGACGCACCUGACGAAGGGGUUGAAUAAGCUGGCGUGGGAGGAGCAUGAUGGGAAGAGGGUUGCAGUCGGGGGGCUGGACGGGACGGUGACGGUUUUCGAGGUUGCAAUUGAUCCGCCGAGGAACGAGGAGUGGGCGAGUGUCAAGAGGCUUGUGUCGAGGGCGGAGUUGGGGAACAAUAGCAUUAUUGCUGCGGGGAAAUAA
This is a messenger RNA of Morchella importuna, 1965 nucleotides long. RefSeq lists its product as uncharacterized. The record is from RefSeq and is a predicted model, not a curated record. Gene Ontology annotation, molecular function: dynein heavy chain binding; dynein light chain binding. Gene Ontology annotation, biological process: transport along microtubule. The transcript is spliced from 6 exons. Gene Ontology annotation, cellular component: cytoplasmic dynein complex. Lineage: Eukaryota; Fungi; Ascomycota; Pezizomycetes; Pezizales; Morchellaceae. The coding region runs from base 1 to 1965 and encodes 654 amino acids.